Messenger RNA from Arachis ipaensis, 603 nucleotides. The record is from RefSeq and is a predicted model, not a curated record. Lineage: Eukaryota; Viridiplantae; Streptophyta; Magnoliopsida; Fabales; Fabaceae.
CUGCAACAGCUACUGCUCUUGCUCCGUUCUGCUUUAUUUUGCCACUGUUUAAUGGUUAUCCUUGGCGCCGUUCUGUCCGCUAGAGCUGUUGUUGUCGAUUUAGAGUUGCUGCGCAAUGGGGCCACUAGGAGAGUAUUGCUGCUGUUGAACCAUGGGCUCUGCGGCCGAGACUCUGCCGCCGAAGAACACUCUUCCGGUGGCUGCCGGUCUGCCGUUGAACCGGUUCAGAGACCGCCACUAUUCCGGUUCAGCUGUUCCUUCUUCAUUCGUGUUGUUGUGGUUACCGCGGGAGUGGCUUGGAGCCAAGGUUGCGUUGUUGGUGAUCUCGGUUUAAGAGAGGAGGUUCCUGUGACGCGUUUGGAUUAUGGAAUUGCGUUUUGAGGUAGGGGCGCUUUCCAAAAACUAUAGUUUAUUAUUGGAAUUAUUACAUAUGGGUACUGAUGUGAGAUAUUGUGUAUUUGGUGAUUGUAUCUGCCUUAUGUAUUAUUUGAUUGACUCGAAUGACUAUGGAUAUUGGUUUGGCCGAAUUGUUGAGUGGCUUGUGAAAUGUAACGUUUGAAGUUGAUUCUUUAAAGAUUUGAAAUGAGUUUAAUCCGUUGAGGA